Messenger RNA from Spodoptera littoralis (African cotton leafworm), 1410 nucleotides. The record is from the annotation of a GenBank genome assembly. NCBI's taxonomy places the organism in Eukaryota, Metazoa, Arthropoda, Insecta, Lepidoptera, Noctuidae.
AUGUCCAAAAAGUUCUUAUUUAUUCUCGCUAUCGUUAACUUCAGUAAUGGACAUCUUGUGGACUAUCUCAUAUCAAGUUCAAUAGCGAAAACAAAGGAGCAAUUCAUCGAAACACUAAUUACCCAUCCAAUAAUAAGUUCAACAUCGUUUGUGUCAUCUAACGCUUUCGCAGCUGCCGUGAACUUAGUAACCAAGUUGCCUUUAGCAGUUUCAAGAGUCAUUGGACCUGUCAGACUCAAUUCGCGAAUUAGCAAAACUAACAACAUCGAUGUAGUCGAUAAACUCAUUGCUGACUUCAACGCAGGCAAGAAAAAUGAGGAUGUGACUAUGAGUAUCGACACUAUACUCGUUAAAUAUGGAUAUCCAGUCGAAAAGUACGAGGUGAUCACUGAAGAUGGAUAUAUAUUGACAAUGUUCAGGAUUCCUGGCACGGGCCCCGCGGUGUUCCUGAUGCAUGGCUUGCUUGGGAGUGCAGAUGAUUACAUUGUGGCGGGCACUGACAGUGGUCUCGCUUACCUCCUCGCGAACCAAGGCUACGAUGUGUGGAUGGGUAACGCCCGAGGCUGUAAACAUUCCCGACGCCACGUAAAAUUGAAGCCGUCUAAUGCCGCGUUCUGGGAUUUUUCUUGGCAUGAAAUCGGUAUCUACGAUCUUCCAGCUAUGAUCGACUUUGUACUGAGAAAACGAAACAUUACAUCUCUACGAUACAUCGGCCAUUCUCAAGGUACUACGGCUUUCUUUGUGAUGGCCUCUGAGAAACCUGAAUAUAAUGCGAAGAUAUCUGGCAUGGUAGCAUUGUCACCGGUAGCGUUUAUGUCAAAAGUAAAUUCCCCUAUAGUCAGGUUGUUAUCCCCAGGAACAUCAUUACUACACGAAUUUUCGAAGCAUCUCGGUGUUUAUGAAUUUUUGCCGGACAACGCCAUCAUCAAUGCCUUGAAGCUGCUGAUAUGUGGUAGAGGACCUUUGGUCAUAAUACUAUGUAGCAACAUUAUAUUUAUAAUCGCUGGUUUUGAUUUUGGACAGCUGAAUAUUACGAACUUGCCUGUGAUAUUUGGGCACUUGCCGGCGGGGGCUUCUGUAAAGCAGUUCGCUCAUUACGGUCAAGGACUCAUAUCUGAAGACUUUAGGAAAUUUGAUUACGGCAGUGAGGAGAAUAUGGCGAGGUAUGGUGUGGAGGUGGCUCCGAGUUAUGAGUUGGAGAAGGUGGUGGCGCCGGUGUAUUUGUUUUACAGUGAGGCAGACUGGCUCGCACAUCCGAGUGACGUGGAGCAACUCCACAGGAAGCUCAGCAAUGUGAUGGACACAUACAAGAUACCGUACGAUCAGUUCAACCACGUGGACUUUGUGUUCGCUAGAGAAGUCAAGAAAUUGGUUUAUAGAAAACUCCUAAAAGUCAUUUCAACGUUUUAA